AUGGGCGAUACGAUCAGGAAUAAUUUAAAGUGCGAGGGUGCGCCGCGGCGCCAGCCAGUGCGGCGCCCGAGGGCGAAGCGCCGACGGGCCGGCCCUAGUCGCAGAUGUCUCGGUGGCGCAGUUGCUAUUGGAUUCGGCGUCCGGUGUCGUGGGUUCGAUUUCACAGCCGAUCGAUUUAUUCAUAAAAUGCCCGAGCAAUCGCUUAAGAUGCCGCAAAACGCUUCACCGCCGGUCAGGACCGGUGCUGGUGAUAUUUCCGAGAGGGAGCUUUCCAGGGAGCAAUACAGCUUGAAUUCAACACCCACAGCCCGCGUGCAACCAGCCCACCCAAAGAAGAUCCAAUACUCUGUUCCGGUGAACAAGUUCACGGCGCGGGGCCACGCGCCCGGCCCCAAUCUGGCGCGAAUCAAAAGCUGCCUUGAUGAAUACCGUUGCAAGGGCAAAGCUACACCGAAGGUCGCUCGGGUGGCGCACAAGGCCGCCUCCAUGGAGGACCUGACGCCCACCAAGAGAGUCUUGAAAGGGAGAAAGGACCCGGGCAACGCAUUGUCCGUGGUACGCUCUCCGGGCGUUCGCACCCUGGCGGAGGAGCAGGCCUCGGCCAAGAUCGGGCGGUUUAUGUUGCUCUCUGCGUGGCGUCGACGCCGUCAAGAACUGCGUUGUCUGCGCAAGACCCUGGAAGUCCAGGUUACCAGCAGUGAACGGCUGCGCGCUCAAGUGUGGGCGCUUAAGUCUCUGCUAGACGCCGACAACAGUAAGGUGCGGCUGGCGAUGCGCGAGCUGGAGCGCCUGAAACAGCUGCUGCGAGACAAGGACAGGGAGAAGGCCGUGCUAGAGAAGGAACAGCGCGCCCUCGAGGCGGACGUGUGCGCAGCCGAGGACAGAGCAUCUGAAUUGAGCAUUGAUGCAGACAAG
This is a messenger RNA of Iphiclides podalirius (scarce swallowtail), 915 nucleotides long. The record is from the annotation of a GenBank genome assembly. NCBI's taxonomy places the organism in Eukaryota, Metazoa, Arthropoda, Insecta, Lepidoptera, Papilionidae.